CUAUUCCUACAAUCCUUCCCACAUUACAAUAAUUACAAUGUCAAGUCUCUCACUCCUAUUGGUUCUUGUCGCCGGCCUUUUCGCUGCUGCACUUGCCGGACCGGCGACCUUCGCCGAUGAGAAUCCGAUCAGGCAAGUAGUAGUUUCCGAAGAGCUGGAGAACGGAAUUCUUCAAGUCGUCGGCCAGACUCGCAAUGCUCUCUCCUUCGCUCGCUUUGCUAUCAGGCAUCGGAAAAGGUACGAGUCCGUUGAGGAGAUCAAGCAAAGGUUCGAGAUAUUUUUGGACAAUCUGAAGAUGAUCCGAUCGCAUAACAGCAAAGGACUAUCAUACAAACUCGGUGUCAAUGAGUUUACCGACCUAACAUGGGAUGAGUUCCGUAGACACAAGUUGGGGGCAUCUCAAAACUGUUCUGCCACUACAAAGGGCAAUCUCAAGCUAACUAACGUCGUUCUGCCAGAGACGAAGGACUGGAGGGAAGUCGGUAUUGUUAGCCCAGUGAAGGCACAGGGCAAGUGCGGAUCUUGCUGGACAUUCAGCACUACUGGUGCACUAGAGGCAGCAUAUGCCCAAGCAUUUGGGAAGGGAAUCUCUCUGUCAGAGCAGCAGCUUGUGGACUGUGCUGGAGCUUUUAAUAACUUUGGCUGCAAUGGGGGGUUGCCAUCACAAGCCUUUGAGUACAUUAAAUUCAAUGGUGGUCUUGACACUGAAGAAGCAUAUCCAUACACCGGCAAGAAUGGCAUAUGUAAAUUCUCACAAGCAAAUAUUGGUGUCAAAGUCAUCAGUUCUGUCAAUAUUACCCUGGGUGCUGAAGAUGAACUGAAAUACGCAGUUGCAUUGGUUAGGCCUGUUAGUGUUGCUUUUGAGGUGGUAAAAGGUUUCAAACAGUAUAAGAGCGGAGUUUACACCAGCACUGAAUGUGGCGACACUCCCAUGGACGUAAACCAUGCUGUUCUUGCUGUGGGUUACGGUGUUGAAAAUGGCGUUCCCUACUGGCUCAUAAAGAACUCAUGGGGAGCAGAUUGGGGUGAGGAUGGAUACUUCAAAAUGGAGAUGGGAAAGAACAUGUGUGGUGUUGCGACUUGCGCAUCCUACCCAAUCGUUGCCUAAGCUUUGGAGUUUUGUGAAAAAAUUAUGCAUAAAUCCGUGUUGUCCCAGUUAAUGAUGCAGCAGCAGCAUUCAGGCUCCAUUCUCAGAUUUAUAUUCAGAACAUGUAUGGAUCGUUAUACAUACAAAAAUGGUUUAGGCUACUUAUAUGAAAGAAACAAUAAGAUCAAAAUAUUUAGUUCACAGAGAUUAUUAUGCAGGAAAAGUCCCCAUGUAAUUUAUACAUUAUAAGUAAUGAAAGGGAGGAAGAAAUUCUUAUUGUAAGCAUUAUUAAUCCACUGUUGUCCUUAGUUUA
Molecule: messenger RNA, 1400 nt
Organism: Solanum tuberosum (potato)
Lineage: Eukaryota; Viridiplantae; Streptophyta; Magnoliopsida; Solanales; Solanaceae
Product: cysteine proteinase 3
Exons: 7
Coding region: 38-1108 (356 amino acids)
Biological process (GO): proteolysis
Molecular function (GO): cysteine-type peptidase activity
Source: RefSeq, a predicted model, not a curated record